UAACGUAGCAUCUACCGUCUUGCCCACUUUUAAGCAUCCGGUUUAGCAGCAUCCAUUACUCGCAUCCACAUUGUUACUCAAUCGCCACCACCCGUCCACUUCCAGUUCAUUCAAUUUUGACAUGUUUUCUCACAGCACAAAAAAUAGGGAAGCAAAGCUGAGAAUCCAGGCUACACAUGGAGCUGACGGACUCUGCUUACUGUUUUGGGGCCAAGAGGGCGCUGAAGGGACAGGCCAGGCCGACGUCAUUGUUCACCUGUUAAACCUGCUUUAGGGAUAAAGAUGGUUGAAAAUGUCUCUCCUGCAGCCACUGAAUUUGCUCAGAGAAGCCACCUGCUGGCACUGAAAGAGAAUGCAACAAGCUAGUAUUUAAACAUUCUUUAAAAAAUCACGUUUGCCUCCGUAGAGGAAUUUGGUCAUUUUGUUAAGUCUUGGAUAAAAUGGCAAAGCUGUAGGUUAUAUACCUGUGCAUCUAUACCUAUACAUACAAAUCUAUGCUAUAUCUAUCUCUGUACUUCUAUAUCUACACCUAUACAUCUAUAUCUGUAACUAUACCUAUAUCUCUACCUAUACACCUCUGUUUCCAUCUCCACUUCUAUCUUCUCCACCUCACUUGGUUAGAUGUAUUUUGUUGUUGUUGUUGCGGUACACGGGCCUCUCACCGUUGUGGCCUCUCCCAUUGCGGAGCACAGGCUCCGGACGCGCAGGCUCAGCGGCCAUGGCUCACGGGCCCUGUCGCUCCACGGCAUGUGGGAUCUUCCCGGACCAGGGCACGAACCCGUGUCCCCUGCAUCGGAAGGCGGACUCUCAACCACUGCACCACCAGGGAAGCCCGGUUAGAUGUAUUUUGAAUCUUUCCCUUGUAAACACGGCUCUAAAUCACCAUGUGCAAUGGCUCUACGAUGGUGCACCUGAUGAGGUCAUCCUCCUUCUUCCCAUCUCUCUCAUCCCCACCUCUGUGCUCAUCCCUCUUCUGCUCUCAGCUUUCCUUCUGCCAGCCUGGGAUCACUCACUGCUCUGCCACCUUCCACAAGGAGUAUUCCUCCAUAGCAGAUCAGUGUGCAGUUGGUACUUCAGUGUCUAUAAUUUUCUGGCCUUCUGGUCUUUUGCAGUUCACAUUUUGGUUUUCAAACUAAACUUUAGGUUCUGCUUUUCAAUACCUUUGCAUCUCUGAAAGUACCUGGAAGGAUGCUGUGUAGACUGCAGGCUGAGGACAAAGAAGACCAGAUCCACAGCCCUGUGUAUGUGCAUGCAUGGGGUGGGGGGCCAGGAAGGAAAUUGCAGCAGGUAAGGGUAUGGGAGUUUUUAGUCCUAAAAUCCACAUUCAGGGCAAUUUUGAGAUUUCUCUGAUCCUCUCUCUGUUUCUGGCUAGAUUUCUUCUCGCAUGGGUCCUCAUUGAGAUGCGGCCCCUGAUGUUUCCAACAUUCCACAGUCCUUACCCUUCCCUAUUGCCUCACACUUGGUCACUCCAUUCAUUUUCACUACCUGUCUGACUCUUGGAGUAUUUGAGUUUGUGAUCUCACCUCAAGUUUUUUCUUAAAGAUUUUCUUUGUCGAAGGGGUUUUCUCCCUGAAUUGAACAUGUUUUCUGUAGGAGUAAUUAUCAUUAAUUACAUCUUAUCUCUCCUUACAGAUCUUGACCAAAUCCCUCUGCCUUUACAACAUUGCCCCUGACUCUCAUUAUGUUUCAUCUCUAACUUCUUUGCAUUUGUUUGACUGUAUAAUCAAAUUUUAAAUUAUACGAUCUUAUUUCUACUUGCCUGAGACAUAUACUUCAUAUAUGAAUACAUAAUAGAAAUAAUAGCCAAUACUUAAGGAACAUUAACUGUAACAAAACUAUUUAAAUGAUGCUUGUGGUACAUCAUUUAAAUAAAAUGACUAAAAAUUGCCCACUAGGGAUUAUUAUUUUAUCUCUCCUAGUGGGAUUUUCACAGAGACAAAAUGUAGUUUAAAGGGAGCAUGGAAAUAAUUAUAAUUUAAUAAAGCCAGCCUUGCUGAGUUUUCAGGUCACCCCCCUCAGCCCUGCCUAGCUAGCCCAAUGCUGAAUAUAUGUUGGUGUGGAUAAAGUUAACAAAAUCGACCAAAAAGCAAUGUUUGUUAAAUUUCCUCUACUUAACAACUUUUUCCUAAUCUUAAUUAAAAGCUUUUAAUCUAUUAAUUAAUUUUAUCAUGACUUUCCAUAAUGAGCAUUUCCCAUUUCAUUUGUGGUUUUUAAAAUGUGCCACAAAUUGUAGAAAUUCAUCUUUAGUAUGUUUCAUACUCUGACACAAUUGGCAAGCCAAGAGUGGGGAUUUUGUAUUCUUACUUUAUGAGCAUUUAAAAUACCCUGUUCUAUGAAUAUGCAUUCUUUACUCAUGUUCAGUUGCUACACUGCUAUGGUAUCCCAUGGUGUUAACUGUCUUUUUUCAGUGGCUUGAGUUUUUUUUUUCCCCUCCUCUUAAGAGAACCUCAGAGAAGAAGGCGGGGCUGAGAAAUCUCAAGUUAUAAAAGCCUCUUCCUUUUGCAAGUAGAUCAGAGGAGCAGGAUCUUUGGAGUGAAAGCAAGUCCUGUCUGAUAACCUCCACAGGGGAAGAGAUGUCCUUCAAGGGCGCCCGGCUUAGCAUGAGAAGCAGAAGGAACGGCACGCCGGACAGCACCCGGACCCUGUACUCCAGUGCGUCUCGCAGCACAGACGUGUCCUACAGCGAGAGCGACUUGGUGAAUUUCAUUCAAGCAAAUUUUAAGAAACGGGAGUGUGUCUUCUUUACCAAAGAUUCCAAGGCCACGGAAAAUGUGUGCAAGUGUGGCUAUACCCAGAGCCAGCACAUAGAAGGCACCCAGACCAACCAAAAUGAGAAAUGGAAUUACAAGAAACACACCAAGGAAUUCCCCACUGACGCUUUUGGGGAUAUUCAGUUUGAGACUCUGGGGAAGAAAGGGAAGUAUAUCCGACUGUCCUGCGAUACGGACGCGGAAACCCUCUACGAGCUGCUGACCCAGCACUGGCACCUGAAAACGCCCAACCUGGUCAUCUCGGUGACCGGCGGCGCCAAAAACUUCGCCCUGAAGCCGCGCAUGCGCAAGAUCUUCAGCCGCCUGAUCUACAUCGCGCAGUCGAAAGGUGCCUGGAUUCUCACUGGAGGCACGCAUUAUGGGCUGAUGAAGUACAUUGGAGAGGUAGUGAGAGAUAACACCAUCAGCAGGAAUUCAGAGGAGAACAUAGUGGCCAUCGGCAUCGCGGCUUGGGGCAUGGUCUCCAACAGGGACACCCUCAUCAGGAGUUGUGAUGUCGAGGGAUAUUUUUCAGCUCAGUACAUUAUGGAUGACUUCAAGAGAGACCCUCUGUACAUCCUGGACAACAAUCACACCCACCUGCUGCUUGUGGACAACGGCUGCCAUGGGCACCCCACAGUUGAGGCAAAGCUCCGUAACCAGCUGGAGAAGUACAUCUCCGAGCGCACUAUUCAAGAUUCCAACUACGGUGGCAAGAUCCCCAUUGUGUGUUUUGCCCAAGGAGGUGGGAAGGAGACUUUGAAAGCCAUCAGUACCUCCGUCAAAAGUAAAAUUCCCUGUGUGGUGGUGGAAGGCUCAGGGCAGAUUGCCGAUGUGAUCGCCAGCCUGGUGGAGGUGGAGGAUGCCCUGACGUCAUCCAUCAUCAAGGAAAAGUUGGUGCGCUUCUUACCCCGCACAGUGUCCCGGCUGCCUGAGGAGGAGAUCGAGAGUUGGAUCAAAUGGCUCAAAGAAAUUCUCGAAAGUUCUCACCUAUUAACCGUUAUUAAAAUAGAAGAAGCUGGGGAUGAAAUUGUGAGCAAUGCUAUCUCCUAUGCAUUGUACAAAGCCUUUAGCACCAAUGAACAAGAUAAGGAUAACUGGAAUGGGCAGCUGAAGCUUCUGCUGGAGUGGAACCAGCUGGACCUAGCCAGUGAUGAGAUUUUCACCAAUGACCGCCGGUGGGAGUCUGCUGACCUUCAGGAAGUCAUGUUUAUGGCUCUCAUAAAGGACAGACCCAAGUUUGUCCGCCUCUUUCUGGAGAAUGGCUUGAACCUGCAGAAGUUCCUCACCAAUGACGUCCUCACCGAGCUCUUCUCCAAUCACUUCAGCACCCUGGUGUAUCGGAACCUGCAGAUUGCCAAGAAUUCCUAUAAUGACACCCUCCUCACGUUCGUCUGGAAGCUGGUUGCUAACUUCCGAAGAGGCUUCCGGAAGGAAGACAGGAAUAGCAGGGAUGAGAUAGACGACGUGUCUCCUAUUACUCGGCACCCCCUGCAGGCACUCUUCAUCUGGGCCAUUCUUCAGAACAAGAAGGAACUUUCCAAAGCCAUCUGGGAGCAGACCAGGGGCUGUACUCUGGCAGCCCUGGGAGCCAGCAAGCUUCUGAAGACUCUGGCCAAGGUGAAGAAUGACAUCAAUGCUGCAGGGGAGUCAGAGGAAUUGGCAAACGAGUACGAGACCCGAGCAGUGGAGCUGUUCACGGAGUGUUACAGCAGCGACGAAGACUUGGCAGAACAGCUCCUGGUCUAUUCCUGUGAAGCCUGGGGCGGAAGCAGCUGUUUGGAGCUGGCGGUGGAGGCCACGGACCAGCAUUUCAUCGCUCAGCCCGGGGUCCAGAAUUUUCUUUCCAAGCAAUGGUACGGAGAGAUUUCCCGAGACACCAAGAACUGGAAGAUUAUCCUGUGUCUGUUUAUUAUACCCUUGGUGGGCUGUGGCUUUGUAUCAUUUAGGAAGAAGCCCCUCGACAAGCACAGGAAGCUCCUGUGGUACUACGUGGCCUUCUUCACCUCCCCGUUUGUGGUCUUCUCCUGGAACGUGGUCUUCUAUAUCGCCUUCCUCCUGCUCUUUGCCUACGUGCUGCUCAUGGAUUUCCACCCUGUGCCACAACCCCCGGAGCUGGUCCUCUAUGCGCUGGUCUUUGUCCUGUUCUGUGAUGAAGUGAGACAGUGGUACAUGAAUGGGGUGAAUUAUUUUACCGACCUGUGGAACAUCAUGGAUACGCUUGGGCUCUUUUAUUUCAUAGCAGGGAUCGUAUUUCGGCUUUACCCUUCUAACAAAACCUCGCUGUACUCCGGACGAGUGAUUUUUUGCCUGGAUUACAUUAUAUUCACGCUCAGGUUGAUUCACAUUUUCACGGUCAGCAGGAAUUUAGGACCCAAGAUUAUAAUGUUGCAGAGGAUGCUGAUAGACGUGUUCUUCUUCCUGUUCCUCUUUGCCGUGUGGAUGGUGGCCUUCGGCGUGGCCAGGCAAGGGAUCCUCAGGCAGAAUGAGCAUCGCUGGAGGUGGAUCUUCCGCUCGGUCAUCUAUGAGCCCUACCUGGCCAUGUUCGGCCAAGUGCCCAGCGACGUGGACAGUACCACGUACGACUUCUCCCACUGCACCUUCACGGGGAAUGAGUCCAAGCCCCUGUGCGUGGAGCUGGACGAGCACAACUUGCCCCGCUUCCCCGAGUGGAUCACCAUCCCCCUGGUGUGCAUCUACAUGCUCUCCACCAACAUCCUGCUGGUCAACCUGCUGGUCGCCAUGUUCGGCUACACCGUGGGCACCGUCCAGGAGAACAACGACCAGGUCUGGAAGUUCCAGAGGUACUUCCUGGUGCAGGAAUACUGCAACCGUCUCAACGUUCCCUUCCCGUUCGUGGUCUUCGCCUACUUCUACAUGGUGGUCAAGAAAUGCUUCCGUUGCUGCUGCAAAGAGAGGAGCGCAGAGUCUUCCGCCUGCUGUUUCAAGAAUGAAGACAACAUGACUCUGGCAUGGGAGGGUGUCAUGAAAGAAAAUUACCUUGUCAAGAUCAACAUGAAAGCCCACGACACAUCAGAGGAAAUGAGGCAUCGUUUUAGACAGCUGGAUACAAAGCUUAAUGAUCUCAAGGGUCUUCUAAAAGAGAUUGCUAAUAAAAUCAAAUAAAAUUGCAUGGACUCUAAUGGAGAAAAAUCUAAUUCUAGCAAGGUGGCAUCAGACAUCUAAAUGGAAAAGAUUCAAGGGGUGCUCCUGAGUAGUUUUGUUCUCGUCUAAAUGAGAAUUGUUCAGGCCCCUGGGUGCACAGCGAUGGUUUUAAUCACCCCAGUGUGCUCAGUCUGAGGAUAAAAUGUGUUACUGAUUUCACACGAAAGAUGGAUGUAGAGGAAGAGCACCUCCUACAGCUCGCUUCCGCUGAAGGCUGCCCUAUUACUUUCCGAGUCUCAGUGGCCAGAGCCUGCUGGUGAUAGUUUAAACUGUACUGUGUCUUCCUGUUUCCUGCUCUCUUCCUCCUUUGACCCAUGCAUAUUAGAGAAUAUCUCUCCUAGGAGCUGGAACCUGGUCAUGAUUUCCCUCCUGUAUUGUUAUUUUGUUUAUUUCCGAUUGAUUCUCCAUUAUUUCCUUUUUUUUUUUUUUUUUUUUUGUAUAGUGUGACUAAUUAGCUGGCGUAUUGUUAAAAGUCUCCCCAGUCAGGUCAGGUUCUAAAAACAUGCUGCAGCAAGGGGGCUCUCCUUUCUUCAGGAGAAACUAUUUUCAUUUCUCAUUAUGCUUUUAUUCAUUAAAGCAGGUGAUAAAACAGCAUCUUCCUGUCUCACACUCACCAGGAGCUCCACUUGAAGGAAAUAUCCCCUUCCUAACCAUGUGAAAAGGCACCUAAAAAUGAAAUCCUCAGAGGUGCAUCUGAUUUUGUUUUCACUGCGUGUUCCUCUUUCUCCUCCUAGUUAUUAUUUUCCUAUUAAAAAGAAUUCGUGGAUAGUAUAGAAAAUUCAUGGGUAUUAUAGAAAACACAGACUACAUGGAAAAGUAGAAAAUAUAGUCUCACUACCUAAAGAUAAUCACUGCUAACAAGUUAGGAUGUUUUUCCAAGUCUGUUUUUUUUCUAUGCAUGUUUUAUUUCUCUUUUAAAAUUUUACAUAAUGUUAUCAUACCACGUAUACAAUUUUAUAUACACUUUUUCAGUUAAUAUUUUAUCGAAGAUGUUUUCUUUAUACUCACGGUCUUCUUAAACUUUACAUUAACAAUUGCAUGUUGUUCAGUCUCUAAUGAUUUCCACUGUGUUGGUCACUGAAGGUGGUUUCUCGUUGGCCAGUUGGAUGAGCAUCUUUGUGACAGAAUCUUUUUCCACAGUUGGGAAGAUUUCCCAGGGCUAGAUUCCCAGGAAUAUGUAUUGACUAUCAAACUGUUUACAAGACUUUUUCAUAAAUGUUUAGCAAAUAGGAAUUAUUAACUUGAUAUAAGAUAUGAGAUACAUGAACCUAGAACUCUUAAGAUAAAAUAUUAUAUCUAAUCCUUAGUUUAGGAAGAAACCAAUAUACUUAUUUCAGUAUUAUAGAUGGUGAAGGCAUUGGUAUAGAAUUGGAAAGAUUAUAUUAUUGAACACUUGUAGUCCCAGCUUUGUCUGGGAGUGGUGUUAUCUUUGCCCAAAAGAGAUGCGCUUGGAAGUACGUAAAGUCAUUUAAAUGUCCAUGAUUAGUUUUUUCCACUUUGAAUAGAAUGUACUCAGUGGCUAAAGAAGAAAAUCUUAGAAGGAAGCUGUUAAAUGAUUAUCUAAUUAGAAAAACUACAAAAGCAUGAACCAAAGAAGCUUUUUCUGUUUUGUCUGGGCAGUAGUUAAAAUGACUACUCACAAUAGUCAUGAUGUUUUCAGGGAAUGAGCACAAAUAAAAGGUGUCUUUUUACUUAGACCUCGUUAAUGGUCUAACGGAAUCUUACUCAGUAACAGGAUUGAUCAGUUCAUGGUUUUGGUUGCUGAAAGUAGAUGGGAUAAAAUCAAUGACAAAUGUUGUCAACAAAAGGGAUUUUCAAGUUUUCUCUGUUGGUGAGAGAAUUUCACGUUUGUUUCACCAUGGCAACGAGAAGAGCUGCCUUUUCUGAAGCCACGAAGAAGAGGCUUGUGUUAUCUCCACGGUGACUGGAAAAAACAAAGUAUAUGGCACUGAACAUAUUGUGCAGAGAGUGACCACUGUCCUAACCUCUUACCUUCAGUUCAAGUGGUGAAUUUGAAUAAAAUCAGUAAAUGAAAUUGAAAACCUACCAGAAGACAAAACUUAGCAUAACUGUUGGCUGACCCCCUUAAUCGUGCUUGUCCCUACAUUCACAUUUCCAUUGACUGUGUUUUUGUUAGUGUAAGAAAUAGGCCAUGUGCACAUCCGGGUCACGAGUGAAAGCAAUUCUCCCAUUGACGCUGAUGACAGAGAACUUGAACAAUACUCGGAAUUCACUUGUAUUGGAGAGGGAACUGCCCAGUGUUUCCAGCUCAGCGCGUCUGGGGCGUGUUUUUGCACGGUGACGCUCCAUGAUUCUUGUGUAGCCAGUUCACUGUUGUAGGUGUAGCUCAUGAAAAGAGCACACGUCUUGGAUGCACCUCUCAUCAAAGGUACCCUGUCUUGUACGUGGUACUAAAAGUGUCCUGUGCACGUGUGCAUCACUGCUGGUAGCCCUGCAGCUUGGCUUAAAUGAGUGGGUGAAUGAAUUAACCAGGAGGAACUGUCAUGGGUUGCCUUUGUCAUUCUACUGAGAGUGAAAAAAAAUCCAAUUCCUUCCUUCAUGCAGAUGCAUCUCUAUGGGGAUUUGAUUCCCAGAGUUACGUGAACUGACUUCGCUAAGCAGAUGACUAGAACAUUCUGAGCGAAGGCAAGCAGAAGAAUGCCCCCCGUGGUUCUGGUUCUUGCCAGCAGGGCCAGAUUUGGAUCCCAUGGUUAGGCACCCAUCUGUAGCCCAAGGGUCUCCAGCUUCUGUGACUUGGAGCUAGCCUCCUAUGUCACCAACCCUCAGACAUGCAUAGCAGUUUCUGAGAUGACAGGGGUCUCCUGUGGCCUCAGGACCUGUCUUGGGGCCAACAUGGUGUCUUUUGUCCACAGCCCCAUGUGGUGAUGGAGCCUCAGGCCCGGACUGCCGUACACGGCUUCCUUGCUGAAGGCAGGGUCCUCCAAGGCCACCUUGGUUCCGGACAGAACUGGGGAAGUGUGUCUCCCUCCCGCCACCCCUUCCCCUUCUUGGUCCAUGCGGGGGACUGAACUGUGUGGUUGUCAUGGAGACGGCCUCUGCCCAUGGUCUCCGUCUCAAAAGAAAGAGGCUGCGAAGUCGGGCCGUUGGCCGAGCUGGAGCUGGAUAUUGGAGACAAACGUCCCACUGCCCUUCCCGACCCCCAUCCCAUGCGUGCGUGGACUGGACGGGCCUUUAUUCUCCUGAAGAUGAAAAUCGUGAGGGGAAAAGCAGCCUGCGGUGGCCCACCCCAUCCAUCCAUCAGACCUCAGCAGAUGUUUCUGAACCAUAGUUCAUUUAGGAUCAAGCUGGGGCUUCGGGACUGCACGCACACAUUUAUAGCCUCAAGUUUUUAAUCAAUGCUUUUUCCCCCGGCAGAAGUCCUGUUUGACUAGGAGAAAUUUCCGUCAUUUUUUCAUAAUGUGCAAUGUGUUGUCACUGUGUCCACUGUGAGCACUUCCUGGGGACCCAGAAUAAAAUAAGUAAAAAAUAAAAAUUAAAAAAAAUCAAAAAGCAGGAGGCUCUGCCCUCCACCGUCUUACGAUCCAUUCGAGGACAUUGAUUUAAGAAACAGGAACUUGAUGCGACAGACAGCCUGCCGCG
Messenger RNA from Orcinus orca (killer whale), 9515 nucleotides. RefSeq names its product transient receptor potential cation channel subfamily M member 8 (gene TRPM8). Gene Ontology annotation, biological process: calcium ion transmembrane transport. Gene Ontology annotation, cellular component: membrane. The transcript is spliced from 26 exons. Gene Ontology annotation, molecular function: ligand-gated calcium channel activity. Bases 2574 to 5876 code for a protein of 1100 amino acids. Lineage: Eukaryota; Metazoa; Chordata; Mammalia; Artiodactyla; Delphinidae. The record is from RefSeq and is a predicted model, not a curated record.